GGGUGUGGUCAGGGUGGGAAUUGCCGGUCCCGCCCCCUGGGGGAGUCACGUAGCUCUGCGGCAUCCUCAGCCUUAUUUACCAGAGCCAGGUCUGGACCUGCAGCUGUGGAAGACUAGACCUGACCAUUCCUGUGGCUGUCACCGCUUACUCGCUGCGCACAGAGAACCAUUGCCAUGGCCCACUCGUACCCAGCGCUUUCUCCUGAGCAGAAGAAGGAGUUGUCUGACAUUACCCUUCGCAUUGUGGCUCCAGGCAAAGGCAUCCUAGCUGCGGAUGAGUCUGUAGGUAGCAUGGCCAAGCGGCUGAGCCAAAUUGGGGUAGAAAACACAGAGGAGAACCGCCGGCUGUACCGCCAGGUCCUGUUCAGUGCUGAUAACCGAGUGAAGAAGUGCAUUGGAGGUGUCAUCUUCUUCCACGAGACUCUCUACCAGAAAAAUGAUAAUGGCGUCCCCUUUGUCCGUACGAUCCAGGAGAAGGGUAUUGUCGUGGGCAUCAAGGUUGACAAGGGUGUGGUACCUCUAGCUGGGACUGAUGGAGAAACCACCACUCAAGGGUUGGAUGGGCUCUCAGAACGCUGUGCCCAGUACAAGAAGGAUGGUGCCGACUUCGCCAAGUGGCGCUGUGUACUGAAAAUCAGCGAGCGCACGCCCUCAGCACUUGCCAUUCUGGAAAAUGCCAACGUGCUGGCCCGCUAUGCCAGCAUCUGCCAGCAGAAUGGUAUUGUACCUAUUGUGGAACCUGAAAUCUUGCCUGAUGGAGACCAUGACCUCAAACGCUGCCAGUAUGUUACAGAGAAGGUCCUGGCUGCUGUGUACAAAGCCCUGAGUGAUCAUCAUGUUUACCUGGAGGGAACCCUGCUGAAGCCCAAUAUGGUGACCCCUGGCCAUGCCUGUCCCAUCAAGUAUAGCCCAGAGGAGAUUGCCAUGGCAACUGUCACUGCCCUGCGCCGUACUGUGCCCCCAGCUGUUCCAGGUGUGACUUUCCUGUCUGGGGGUCAGAGUGAAGAGGAGGCAUCGCUCAACCUUAAUGCCAUCAACCGCUGUCCCCUUCCCCGGCCCUGGGCUCUCACCUUCUCCUAUGGGCGUGCCCUACAAGCCUCUGCACUCAAUGCCUGGCGAGGACAGCAGGACAAUGCUGGGGCUGCCACUGAAGAAUUCAUCAAGCGGGCUGAGGUGAACGGGCUUGCAGCCCAGGGGAAGUAUGAAGGCAGUGAAGAUGGAGGAGCGGCAGCACAGUCCCUCUACGUUGCCAACCAUGCUUACUGAGCACCCACUCUACACCAUGGCCCUUGAUCUGGCCACCUGUACCCAAUUUUGCCUGUAGUUAUAGCUCAGGCCAAAUGGCCAUCUAGAGCAGAGGGCCUCAAUUCAGAGCUGAGUUUUCUUCCUUUUCACUCCUUCCUUCCCUUCUACCAUUGCUGGAUCUGAGACCAUAAGAUGGGAAGAUAAGGAGCACCUGAUGACCGAGGGCAGGAGGACUUGCUAGGAGUCAGAGCAGGAUGUCUGGGUUUUCUUGUGCCCCUGUACCAUUUGUAAUUUCCUCACGAUGGGUAGCUUCUCCUUGGACUCUGCUUCUUGCCUGUCCUCUCUUCUGGCACCAGAGGGCAGGACAUCAGCCCUUAUUCAUACCCUGAUUACAUACCAUAGAGCAAAAUAAAUGGUAGCAAACAUGCUA
Messenger RNA from Chrysochloris asiatica (Cape golden mole), 1675 nucleotides. It is a transcript of the gene ALDOC, whose product is annotated as aldolase C, fructose-bisphosphate. NCBI's taxonomy places the organism in Eukaryota, Metazoa, Chordata, Mammalia, Afrosoricida, Chrysochloridae. The transcript has 9 exons. Gene Ontology annotation, biological process: glycolytic process; fructose 1,6-bisphosphate metabolic process. Gene Ontology annotation, molecular function: fructose-bisphosphate aldolase activity. The record is from RefSeq and is a predicted model, not a curated record. The coding region runs from base 175 to 1266 and encodes 363 amino acids. Gene Ontology annotation, cellular component: cytosol.